CGAUUGCAAUUGCGACAUCGGGCAAAUACGAGCACGCGGACUUGUCGGCAAUGUCGUAACAGAUUCUUGCCCGCAACGGUACUUCCUGUCGCCAGUUACGAAUUUUGACCCCGUUACAGGUGUGCGUCGCACGAGAACAUAUUGCAUAAUGCGAAGACGACUUUUAAAUCGUCCUCGAAUGUUCCACUUUCCAAUGUGUAUAUGUGACGUACGUUUGUGAAAUGCGAGAAUGGAAUUUCGCUUUGUUUUUCCACCCUCCCCUCUUUUCCUCUUCCAAAUCUACUCUGCUUCCUUCUUUUAAAUGGCUUCACACGGCAGACUUUCCGCGGCUUCUUCUCGUCUAUAAUUGUAUUUUGCUUUUUCUAACUUUAACCUUCUCUUUGUUUGUUUUCAGAUCCCAGAGUGAAGGAUUGGGCGAUGAUGAGCAGCCCCUUCCCGACUCUGGCGAUAUGCCUGUCGUACGCUUACUUUAGCAAGAUUCUGGGACCGAAGCUGAUGGAAAACAGAAAGCCUUUCGAUCUUCGGGGAUUCCUCAUAAUGUAUAAUUCCCUACAGACCCUCUUCUCCAUGUGGAUAUUCUACGAGUAUCUUAUGAGCGGUUGGGCGAUAGAUUACAGCUUCCGAUGCCAACCGGUGGACUAUUCGUAUAGCCCGAUAGCUCUCAGAAUGGCAAGAAUCUGCUGGUGGUACUAUUUUAGUAAAUUUACCGAGUUCUUCGAUACGCUGUUCUUUAUUCUGAGGAAAAAGAACCAACACGUCUCAACUCUUCACGUAAUUCAUCACGGAGUAAUGCCCUUUUCCGUGUGGAUGGGAGUGAAAUUUGCACCGGGCGGCCACAGCACGUUCUUUGCCCUCCUAAAUACCUUCGUACACAUCGUAAUGUACUUCUAUUACAUGAUAGCUGCAAUGGGGCCGCAAUAUCAGAAGUACAUCUGGUGGAAGAAGCAUCUCACUACCAUGCAAAUGAUACAAUUUGUGCUUAUCAUGUGCCAUCAAUUCCAAUUGCUCUUCACCGAGUGCGAUUAUCCGCGAGGUUUCAUGAUCUGGAUCGGCUUACACGGUGUUCUAUUCCUCGGGUUGUUCUCGGAUUUCUACAAAACGAAGUACAAAGGCGGUCCUGCGGGCAAAAAUUCCACGAAGAAGAUGCAAAAUGGCACGUCCGGUGGAGUUUGCAUGCCGAUCUUGGAUGAAAACGACAGUGCGACGCACAAUGGCGUGUCAUCUUAUGCCACGAUCUACAACAAAGAGUACAACAGUUGUUACAGCAACGGCACGAACAACGGUUACGUCGCCAACAAUAACAUUACGGAGAAGAAGCUCGCUUAGGACAUGGUUUCGUUGGAAGUCCGACCAUUUUUUUCAGUAUGCUGGUCAACUGCUCGUCGUGUACCUACAUUCGUCUAUCGUGAAAAAUCAUCUCGCAACACGCUCAUAAACUUAGGCGUGAGAAUACGAAAUCAAAUUAUGCGCGCGUGUAAGGAGGACAAAAAGACGAUGAGGUUCUCGGGCGAAAGACCCGACAUGUAUAAAGCGAGACGUCUCGUUAAAUAUUCUGCAUUAUUAGCAGAACAGAAGUUGUGUUCACUAACAUAGUAUCAUCGAUGAGAGGGCUGUUGUGACGUCCGUAUUAAAAAUAAUAGAAGAAAAAAACGCAAUGCAAACAAUCGUUAGUAAAAAAAAGACAUGGCAUCUUCCUUUUUUGAGCCUUCAUGGUAACAUAACGUGAUCUUUAAAUUAGUGAUUCGUGACAUCUGCCAUACGAAAAUAAAACAUCGAUUAUAGUAUCGGAAAUAAUAAUAUAAUACUUAUUAAGAGCAUUAACAACAAAAAAACGAAGAGACUCAUUUUAUGGUUUCCAUAUUUUGGCGCUGUGGAAACUGCUGCGAUUUGUAAAAUCUCUACAUUGCAAUUAACUUGAAGCUGAUUAAAUUAAAGAGAGAUCACAUUCUACAAGACGCGAGAACGUGAGAAAUGAUGUAAGAGGCGAUGUUAAAGCGCACACAUACACGACGAGGAAUAUUGAGAACCCUUGUCGAUAAUUAUAUUGGCAAGAGCGGCGCGUUCGCUGUGCAUAUAAUUUUUUUUUGUACUGGUUGAGUACAAGUGUGAAUGUUUCUUAGUUAUAUGUAAUCUUUCAAGACAUCUCCCAUUGAGGCACAUUGCUGGAACUAAACCCUUUUCCCCCUCUCUGACCAUCAUUACCGACUCUGUCUCUUUCUAACGCCGACUGUGUUCAAACCUUCGGUGUUCUUAAAAAUUACAGUGCAGAUAUCAAUUUGCCCAAAAUAUUAUAUGGCAGAGUUAGCUGUAUAAUUAUAGAGUACAUUAGCAGCAUAAUAAUUCGUAAAAUUUUUCACCAUUUACUAAAUGUUUAUAUAUUUCUUGUUUUCUUAACAGUUAGGCUUUUUUCAAGAUUAUAUAUUUUGUUAAUUGUUUAAUCAAUUUUUCAAACGAAUUUAAAUUUUUUUUAUUUUAGACUUCAAGUUUUAUCCUACUUGUAAAAUGCUUUGUUGUAUUGUAUUACUGAAAAUAUAGCAGCAAUAUAUAUUUACGUUGACAAUUUCUAUUUUUUAUUACUCAUAUUAUUUCAAAAAAUUGUUACGAAUUAUUAAAUACAUACUAUCGGCUAUACCAACAUUUUCCAUAACUUCUCAUAUAUUUAAUUCACUGCGUGGCUUGAUUCUACCACUGACAGUAAUGAUAACAUAUAGCAAGCUGCCGAAAAGAAUUUGUUCGUUGCUUCAAUCGCUUUGUCUUUAAUAAAAACGGCAUGUAAAGCCGCACUGCGGCUUGUUAUUAUCGUGCACGAUGCAACAUGAGCGCUUUUAAUCGAUCGGGAAAGGCAUAUGACAUUCAUGUCGCAGGAAUCACGGAGCUUUAGUGUCGUAGAAUCAAGCUUCAAGAAAGGGAGCACGCAUUGCGAGUAAUGAGCCUCUCGUACACGCAAUCCGUAAGUUUGAUCACGACAGUCACAGAGAAAUCGAGCGAAUGCGAAUGUGUCUCAAGAUAUAUUAUACAUAUACACGCGAAUAAUACUAUAUUCGAGGGGAAGGGCAAAUGUUUUAGAAAUCAUAAUAGUCGCACUAUAAGAUUAAUAUAUUUGUACACACUUCCUAUUUUUAUGACUAUAUUAUUUAUCCAGACAUAAUAAAAUCUCUUUGAUGAUGAAACAUUUUUCUCGACUGUAAUAAAUUCAACCUCGGCUAUUUUUACAGGCGGAUAAGCUAGCUCUAGCGAAUCAGAAUAAAAGAAUUGAACGUAUAAUCUUACAUCGUGUUCGUCAUAAUGAGCUUCCUCAUGAAAGUAUACAUACAUCUGGUGAUGUCGAUUAGUUUUCGAAACAAUCGGAAACUAGUAUUGUCAUCGAAAAGAGAUCGCCAUGCUGUUCAUUUGUGCAACGAGUUUCGCAUUUGUAAAACCUCUAUUUUUUCCAUAAGCAAUGACUUUUAAUUAAACUCAAAAGCGCAUAGAAUAUAACUUACUUAAGCUCGAAAUAUGAAUUAUAAAGAUACUAGACGGAACUACAUAUAUUUCCAUAGAUUAUUAUAUAUAUAUAUAUUAGAAUUAAUUUUUCCAUGAAACAUGACGGCGGUAUUCAUAAUUUGUGUUUAUUUCAAAAUCGUCUUAAGUAAUGCCUUAAGAUAUUGAUGCAAUUCAGCGUAUGUAUCAUCGAUUUAUGACAUCCUAAGUAUGUGCUUAGAGAUAGUCUUAAAUAUAAAAACUGAUUAUGAAUACCAGCCAUAAACACGUGUUCUAUGAAUUAUUGCAUUUCGAAAUUGACAUUACAAUCGCCGAUUUUGCACCGUCAGUUGUUUGAUUGUUCACUAUUUGUUCAUUGAAACUUGAAGCUACGUUGCUCCGGUUCAGCAUAAGCAUAAUAAGGAAUGAUAUCAUCUUGUUUCCAUUAUAACGAAAUACGAAUGACAACGCAUACGCAUAAUUUGAAGAACUGCCGUAAUUGAAUAAGAGCGUGAACAAAAUUUCAUAAGAAUCGUAUGAAAUUAAAGGCGGAAACCUAAACUAAGAGAAAUAUUUAGUGAGUUCUCUCGAGCGUCUGAAGAUAGAGCUUUAUGCAUUUUUUUAUCUCACGCAAAAUAAUAUACGAUAAAAAAGGUAAAGCUAACUAAUUAGAGCGUCUAGCUGAUAGUUAGACGUACUAUGUUACGUUAUCUUAGUCUAAGUUGUGAUAUUGCGGUAUAACAAUACUAAUUAAUAUGUUUAAGAAGAAGGAGUAGACGAACGCAGUGUAAAUUACAACUUUUUUAUGGGUGUCUUCAUAGAUAAUCGUUUUUAGCAAAGAGUAAUAAAACACAAUACGAUUGGACUCUAUGUCGGUGAAGAAUCCUAUAUUGUACUUAGUAAAACGCACAGAGCGGAUUAGUAGUUGAAAGACGUAAAACGCAAAACGUUGUGUUUCUCGCCAGAUCAAUAAACGGAAUGUAAAACUUUCAUUAACAGAGACUAGGGAAAGUCUUCGAUUUUUUUUUUUCCCCCGUUAAUGAACACAAUACUGAAACAACGUUGCUAUUACGUUUGACUUUAUUAACUUAAGCACGAGCAAGAACUUUUUUAUGUAUCGACCGCACAAUAUUUUUUUAACGAGAAAGCAGAUUGUCUGUAAUAACUACCUUGCGGUUUUGCAGUAUAGCUAUAAUUUCUCAUGAAUCUAAUUGUUUUCUAUACAAGAAUAAUUAUCAUUAUUCAUGACAAA
Messenger RNA from Pogonomyrmex barbatus (red harvester ant), 4711 nucleotides. Its product is annotated as very long chain fatty acid elongase 7. The record is from RefSeq and is a predicted model, not a curated record. Gene Ontology annotation, biological process: fatty acid elongation, monounsaturated fatty acid; very long-chain fatty acid biosynthetic process; sphingolipid biosynthetic process. Gene Ontology annotation, cellular component: endoplasmic reticulum membrane. Lineage: Eukaryota; Metazoa; Arthropoda; Insecta; Hymenoptera; Formicidae. Gene Ontology annotation, molecular function: fatty acid elongase activity.